CAUUAAGCAGGACAGUUGCCCGUGCGCGAGGCUACGUGACGGAUGAGGUAGCGUGGUGGCCGCAUUAAAAAGCAUCUGUGUUUCAUUGUCAGCGACGAAUAAAUACACACACGGUGUUCGUAGUCAUGGCUGCGCCAGGAACGCUCCUCGAUGAGUUGCACCAAUCUCACGUACCAGAGUAGUGUAUUCAGUGCAUCAGACAACGCUCGUUAACCUCCUGCAGCGGACAUACAACUUCCUCCUGGGCAAAGCAGCCGGGGAGCCAUGGUCUCGAAGCUCGACGUAAAUAUCGGUACCGAGCCUCGUCUAGGGAGCCAUCAGCGAGCCAAAGACAUGGGCGACAGGAGUGAAUCGGAUUUCGAGUUUGUCAUUCCACCGGAGGCUCCAGUAUUCGAACCCUCCGCUGAGGAGUUCCUGGAUCCACUUGGAUAUAUAGCCAAGAUACGACAGCAUGCUGAGAAAUCCGGUAUCUGCAAGAUCAAGCCGCCACCCAAUUGGCAACCACCCUUUGCAGUAGAUGUGGACAAAUUUAAAUUCGUUCCUCGAAUUCAGAGGUUAAACGAAUUAGAAGCCAAGACUAGGAUUAAGUUAAAUUUUCUAGAUCAAAUUGCUAAGUUCUGGGAGCUCCAAGGAUCCUCCUUGAAAAUUCCAUUGGUUGAACGCAAGGCACUGGAUCUUUAUUCCUUACACAGAAUCGUUACAAGUGAAGGAGGUAUUGAAAUAGUGACUAAAGAAAGAAGAUGGGCCAAGAUAGCGAAUAAACUUGGUUACCCAUCAGGCAGGAGCGUAGGGAGUAUUUUGAAAAAUCAUUACGAAAGAAUUCUAUAUCCAUUUGACGUCUUCAAGCAAGGAAAAAUAUUAACCGAUAUUAAAUUUGAACCCGAUUCGGAGGCUAAUGAGAAGAAGGACAGGGAUUACAAGCCUCAUGGUAUAAUAUCAAGACAACAAAUAAAACCACCAAACGAGAAGUUCUCCAGGAGGUCGAAGCGCUUUACAGGUCAGGAGGAGAAACAGGAGUCCACAGUAUCACCAAUAAAACUGGAGGACUGUAAAGAUGAGUGCGAGUCCGAUGGUGAUUACAAAGACAUUAGGGAGAGGGAUAGGAACAAAGAUAGGAGUCAAGAUGACAACGAUAAUAGUAAGGAGCUCAAGAAACUACAGUUUUAUGGUGCCGGGCCGAAGAUGGCUGGCUUCAAUACCAAAGAGCCAAAGAAAUCGAAUAAGACGAGGGGCGUUAAGCUGAAUUACGACUUCGAUCCAUUGGCUAAGUAUAUCUGUCACAAUUGCGGAAGGGGCGACACCGAGGAGAGCAUGUUGCUGUGCGACGGUUGUGACGACAGUUACCACACCUUCUGCCUGAUGCCGCCAUUAACGGAAAUACCGAAAGGCGACUGGAGGUGUCCAAAAUGUGUUGCUGAGGAAGUUUCCAAACCUAUGGAGGCUUUUGGAUUUGAGCAAGCACAGAGGGAAUACACUCUGCAACAGUUUGGAGAAAUGGCUGAUCAGUUUAAGAGUGACUACUUUAAUAUGCCAGUCCAUAUGGUCCCAACACCUCUGGUGGAAAAGGAAUUUUGGCGUAUUGUCUCCUCCAUAGAUGAGGAUGUAACGGUGGAAUAUGGCGCAGAUUUACAUACAAUGGAUCACGGCUCAGGAUUCCCUACGAAAACUAGCGUCAAUCUGUUCACUUGCGACCAAGAAUACGCCGAGUCCUCUUGGAAUUUGAAUAAUCUACCAGUGCUACACGGUAGCGUCCUGGGACACAUAAACGCAGAUAUAAGUGGGAUGAAGGUUCCAUGGAUGUACGUGGGGAUGUGCUUCGCCACUUUCUGUUGGCACAACGAAGAUCACUGGAGUUACUCUAUUAAUUAUCUGCACUGGGGCGAGCCGAAAACCUGGUAUGGAGUUCCUGGAUCUCAGGCGGAGCGUUUUGAGCACUCCAUGAAAUCUGCCGCACCGGAACUCUUUCAUAGUCAACCAGAUCUUCUUCAUCAGUUGGUCACUAUCAUGAAUCCCAACAUUCUCAUGAGAGAAGGGGUUCCAGUCUUCAGGACUGAUCAACAUGCAGGGGAAUUUGUCAUUACGUUUCCUAGGGCUUAUCAUGCCGGGUUUAAUCAAGGGUACAAUUUUGCUGAAGCAGUCAACUUCGCACCUGCUGAUUGGUUAAAAGUUGGCAGAGAUUGCAUAAGCCACUACUCGAAUCUCAGACGUUUUUGUGUAUUCUCCCACGAUGAACUGGUGUGCAAAAUGUCCUUGGAUCCCGACUCUCUGGACAUCGGUAUAGCCACGGCAACAUAUCACGACAUGCUGCAAAUGGUAGAAGAUGAGAAAAAACUGCGAAAAAAUCUUCUGGAAUGGGGUGUAACAGAGGCUGAACGAGAAGCCUUUGAGCUUCUGCCAGACGAUGAGAGACAGUGCGAAGCCUGCAAGACAACCUGCUUUCUGAGUGCAGUGACCUGCUCGUGUCACAGUUCUCAACUGGUCUGUCUGCGGCACUUCACAGAACUUUGUGACUGUCUACCAGAAAAGCACACAUUACGUUAUCGUUACACAUUGGAUGAGCUUCCAAUCAUGCUGCAGAAACUCAAACUCAAGGCGGAGUCCUUUGACUCCUGGGUGAGCAAAGUCAAGGAGGCUAUGGAUCCCAAGGGUGACAAGAUAGAACUAAAUGAACUCAAAGAUCUUCUUAAUGAGGCCGAGACAAAGAAGUUUCCUGACAGUGAACUUCUGACCGCUCUGACAACAGCUGUUCAGGAUGCUGAAAAGUGUGCUAGUGUUGCUCAACAAUUGUUAAAUAACAAACAACGCACAAGAACAAGACAAUCCGUGGAUACAAAGUACAAACUGACCGUCGAAGAGCUGACCCUGUUUUACAAGGAGAUUACAAAUCUCUGUUGUGAACUCAAGGAAUCUGAUGGUGUUAAAUACAUCUUGGAUCAAGUGCUCCAGUUCCAGAAGGACGCAGAGGAGCUCGAGGCCAAGGAAGAUGACUGUGACCUGGAAAAGUUAGAAAAGUGCAUAGACUUUGGUGAUUCCAUUUGCAUUGAACUACCACAAUUGGUUCGUCUUAAACAGAGAUUAACACAGAUUCAGUGGCUCGAAGAAGUUAAGUCCAUCCAGGAAGAACCAAAAUCAGCAAGUCGCGAGGAUCUCGUUAAACUCAUAGAGAAGGGUAUGAACAUCCCACCUCAUUUCAGCAUUGAAAACACUCUAUCAAAGUUGCAGUUGUUGAUGUUGAGUAUUGAGAAGUGGGAAGAGAAGGCGAAGUUGUACCUGGACACAAAAAACAGACAGACUAUAGCAGCUGUUGAAGAUUUCGUCAAUGAGGCGGACUCCAUCGACGCUUAUUUGCCUAGCUUGGACGAUCUACAGGAUAUAUUGACAAAGGCAAAGACCUGGACAAAAACUGUGGAGGACAUACAGGCGCGUGACAACUAUCCUUACUACGAUACGCUGGACGAUUUGGUGCGCAGGGGUAGGAAUAUACCUCUUCACCUAGACGCUCUACCUUUGCUAGAGUCUACUCUCUCUCAGGCGAAGGCGUGGAAAGAGAGAACGGCCAGAACGUUCCUUAGGAAGAAUUCUCAUUACACGCUCAUGGAGGCUCUUUCGCCAAGGAUCGGCGUCGGCGUUCAGGCGAUGAAGACAAAACGAAACAAGGGUGACGAGUCCGUCGGCGCCGUUUUCGUCUGUGACACAAAGCUCGACGACAGUAACGACUCAGCCAACGUUGUCGCCGCAUUUAAACUUGCUGAACAACGCGAGAUGGAGGCUAUGCGGAAUCUUAGAGAGAGGAACUUGAUGAAGACUGACAUGGAGGAUUCCCGGUAUUGCGUUUGCCGUAGACCCAGGUUCGGUCUUAUGCUACAGUGCGAACUGUGCAAGGACUGGUUUCACUCAAAUUGUGUGCCUCUUCCUAAGACCACGUACAAAGGAAAGAUACCCACAUCGCGUGAAACCAAAUUUCUCUGUCCCUGCUGCCUGCGCUCCAGGAGGCCACGUCUAGAGACUAUUCUGGCACUCUUGGUGAGCCUGCAGAAGAUUCCAGUGCGUCUACCCGAAGGCGAAGCUCUGCAGUGCCUUACGGAGCGUGCCAUGAACUGGCAGGAUCGUGCUAGACAAGCGCUCAGUACAGAUGAACUAUCCUCUGCCCUGGCGAAGCUCUCCGUUCUUUCACAGAAACUUGUGGAAGCUGCGGCUAGGGAGAAAACGGAGAAGAUCAUAAAUAGUGAGCUUAAAAAGGCCGCUAAUAAUCCAGAAUUACAUCAAAGGAUUCAAGCAAUUGCACCCCUCAGUGGUGUUCAUUCUGAUGACAGUGUACCUAGCACAGCUGAUGACGAUGAUGACGUCGUCACUAUUGAAGACGACGAACCUACCUGCAGCACGUUCAACAGUAACGAGCAUGCGUAUUCCUAUGUUUCCAAAUUCCAACCCAAAUCACAAUCACAGGAUUCCGAGGCAGCAGUGGUUCUCUCUGAAAGCGCUCGAACGCGUCUCGAGGAGCUCAUGAUGGAGGGUGAUCUCUUGGAAGUCGCAUUGGACGAGACACAACACAUCUGGCGAAUCCUGAGCCACACAAAUAGUCCAAGCAGUGUGCGAAAGUAUGCAGCCUUCGAGGAAGUUCAGGCGACGUUCAAGCACGACAUGAAAGAUGUGAAGAAGCGGGGCCGCAAACGUAAGUCCGAGGAAUUCGAGCUCUUGAAGAAGCUUGGUCGACAGAAGAUGGACGAGAAGAAUCUUAUGAAGCGUAAGGGAUUUGUCAAGGACAAGAAGAUCGUCUCCACGGCAGGUCAAGUUAAACGUGGACCACGGAAGCUCAAGCGCAAGGAAGGCGAAGAAAUCCCCAAGAAACGUGGCGGCAACAGGAAGAAGACUAAACAGGAUACAUCCGACGAGGAAGAUGAUUGUGCAGCUGUCAAUUGUUUACGACCAAGCGGUCGUGAGGUCGACUGGGUUCAGUGCGACGGCGGCUGUGAAGGUUGGUUCCAUAUGCACUGCGUCGGUCUGGAUCGGACAGAAAUAGCUGAAGAGGACGACUACAUAUGCAGCAACUGCAAGGAGGCAGAUCAGAAUGCAACGUCCCAGGGAUACCACAGCGCAGACACCGAUCCCGAUAUCCAGGAGGCCUCGUCCUAUAUCAUGAUCUUCUAAGGAAUUACACGUGCACAAAGACAACGUUAAAGCGAGAAAAGCGAAAAAAGAAGAACAAAGAUAUGUGAAAUCGUGUGCAAGAGCGGAAUGGAUCCACGUGCUACGAGUUCUUCUUGAAAACCAGUCGAAGAACUUGACGAACUAUGAUAAGGAAAAGAAAUAUAAAUAAAAGGAGAGCAAUGGCCACAGGAACAAGCGCGAUGGCGAAUCCUAAUAGAAUUAUCUUGUUUUGUGAUAUUCCAUAUAUAAGGAAGUCAUUAUUCUAUCAAUGCAAAAGAAUACGGAUGAACCGUCUUAGUCUAUGAUUUAAUAAUUUGUUUUUGUACGUUAAUCAGCAUUUCGGAUAUCAUGUGUUUUGUUUGUUUGUUUUCCUUGUCUUUGUUUAUUUAAAUGCUGCCACGUGGUAAGGUCCUGUGGUGUGUCACAGAGUUUGAUAACAGAGUGCAGCACAGUGACAGUAUUGCAUUAGAGGCAUCGGGCAAAAGCGAGUAGUGAAUAUAUCUCUUUUAGAAAAAUACGCAGUAAGAAGGAAAGAAAAGGAAAACUAAAAAAAAGGAUGAAAGUGCGCGAUGGAAUGUGUUAUGAGUGAUGGAGACAAUUUGAAUAACAGUGAGAGAACGUUAUAACGGAUUGAGAGAGAGAGAGAGAAAGUACAGAGCGAAGGUGAGAAAGAGAGUGUGAGAGAGGAGUGGUUUUUUUUUAUCAGCUAUUGUGUCGCCAUAAUCAGGGCGGCUGUGUGUAAAGUUAGACUGAAAGGAUAUAUAUACUCAUAUAUAUUGAGGAAAAGGAACCUAGGAUUAUUUUAGUUGGAUGACCGUGGAUUAUAAUUGAGUAAAUGCAUAUAUAUAUAUACACAGACACAGACACAAACACGCUAUAUAUAUGUAUAAAAUACAAAGAUGAAAAUGGAUAAUUUGUAUAAAAGAAUGAAGCCGAGGCAGCACACAGCCAUAAGCAUAUCUCAUCUGCCUUCCGCAUUGUCCUGAAAUCGACGUGGAGGCCAUUUUUUCCUUUCUCAUCUCUCUAGUUGGAUUAUUAUAAAUAUUUGUAUUAGUAUUACGUUUUUCCUUUCUUUUAUUACUAUCAUAUGUAGAUUAUUUUAUAAUUUAUUUACUGUCACCAAUCCGAUUCACAUCCGGCGUGUCCACCGUUUAGAUAUUGUCAUCCGUCAUAUUCCCCAUUUCCAAGAAUUUGGAGACUCGAGUAUGACGGACGGGCAUUUAUCUUUUUUUCUUCUUCUUCUAAGCUCACUCAUCACUGUAAAUAAUGUAUGACUUUAAAGAUAGGCUCCACUUAUAAAACCAUUUAUGCGAGAUUGUCCGUCUGAUCGCCGUUAGGCAUUUCUCUCUUUUCCCGGAUAACGUUCGAUUGAACGAGACAAGUGCAGACAGCGAGAUGCAUUAUGUCGUGAGAUACAAUUCGUGCUAGGCAAGGAUGAUGCAAAGAGGAAUCAUAAGGAGGGAAGAUCGGCAUUAGAAAAAUGAUUGGUUGACUUUUCUUGAGGGCUGGUGGGCCUCGCGAACGGCGUACCCGUGACAAACUUUGUACCUUUAGAACAAAAAUAGAUGUUACUUGUUGUAAUAAGACGAAUUUUGAAGUCCUCUUCAUUCUUUAUAAUGCGAUGAGUAGGACACUCAAAGACGUAAACGUAUUUUAAAAUUGAUCUAAGUAUAUAUAAGUGUAUACGUCGAGUGUGCACAGCGUGUUUUAAGAUGCGUGAUUUUGAAUUACAUAGAGAUCAUCUGAAUCUUAUUUGUUCAUAGAGAAAAAAAAAUACUGUAAAUGUCAUAGAGCAAAUGCCUACUCUCGAUAACAAACUUAAUGGAAGGCAUUGCUUUGCCAUUCGGCCGUUAGGGCUCUCUCGCUUUAUUAAAACAGGCUGUGAAACUAGAUACUCGGAAGGGUGUUUAAAGAAGAAGGAAAAAAAUUGUAGUACGAAACGUCAAUAGAGAAGCGGAUUUCGCGUAUAUUUUUAUAGACGGACGCCGUGUGGAUUUUGGAAAAGUGACUUUUUCUCGAGGAACAAUUGUUAUUAAUUUAUCAUUCUCUGGCAUUUUUCUAGAAGAUCCACGCGUGACGCGUUUUAGAGCUGUUGGCGAGGUCCUGCCGAAUCUGUGAAUCGGCUCACAGAUUUUAUCCUGAGUGAAUAACGGACGCAGGAUGUCAAAUUUUAUUUGGGAAAUCACAAUGGCAAUCGACAGAGAGAGAGAGAGAGACCGCCACGAGAAAAACCAUUUCACAUGUACUCUCGAAUCGACUUUACAUUGGAUCAUCAAGGUUACACGUAGUCGUAUCUUCCUUCCUAUAGAGAAAAGGAAAAAGAAUAAAUUUUACUCAUUAAACGAGUAGCGCCGGAUCAAUUUUGUCAAUCGCGCGAAUUUUCACUCUAGUUUAAAUCGAAUGAUCGAUCUGGCGCGCACGAGAGAAAAUGUAAAAUGACUAUUUUAAUAUACGACACGCGAUUAUGUAUACAGUAACGUGUGAUUAGAGUAAAGCAGACAGUAAGAUGAUAAUAAAAACCGAUAAGGUAGGAUUAAACGUUAUGUCGAAGAGAGUACAGUAUACAUAGAUAGAUAAUAAACAGAUAUAUACAGAUAUGUUCGUCGAGAGAGAGAAGCGUAAUCGGCAACCUAGGAUUACGAUUACGUUUAUUUGUAUUAAGGCUAUGUCUCCAUCAUUGAUUUAUCUAGAUAAAUAUAUCAAAAAAUAUAUGAAUGUCUACACAU
This is a messenger RNA of Cephus cinctus (wheat stem sawfly), 7874 nucleotides long. RefSeq names its product lysine-specific demethylase lid (gene Kdm5). NCBI's taxonomy places the organism in Eukaryota, Metazoa, Arthropoda, Insecta, Hymenoptera, Cephidae. The transcript has 17 exons. The coding region runs from base 265 to 5148 and encodes 1627 amino acids. Gene Ontology annotation, biological process: chromatin remodeling. Gene Ontology annotation, molecular function: histone demethylase activity; DNA binding. The record is from RefSeq and is a predicted model, not a curated record. Gene Ontology annotation, cellular component: nucleus.